AUGGAUCUGCGCCAGCUACGAUAUUUUCUUGUUGUUUCCGAUCAGGGCAGUUUCACUCAGGCCGCUGAGCGCAUUCCCAUCGCCCAAUCAGCGCUGAGCCGGCACAUGCGGCUACUGGAAGAAGAGCUGGGCGUGCAGCUGUUGAUCCGCACCGGUCGCGGCGUGACCAUGACCGAACAGGGUGAGUUUCUGUACGAACGCGCGCGCUCAGUAUUAGCCCAACUGGAAGACACCCGGCGAAAUCUUCAAAGCUGGUACGACAAUCCGGCUGGCGUUGUUCGCAUCGGCAUGCCCCCUUCCACCACCUUAGUGAUGGCAGCGAUGCUGCUGGAGCGCAUGAAAACCCAACAUCCCGACAUUACCGUACGCCUGACCGAAGGCCUGAGCGCCACCCUGUCGGAAUGGCUGGCGGAAGACCGGCUGGAUCUGGCGGUAGUGUAUGAACCACCCGGUAACACCUCACUGUCAGCGCACAGAAUUGGCAGCGAGGAGCUAUGCCUGGUAAUCAACAACAAUGAUGACGAUAUACCGGACCCGGUUUCCAUUAAGCAGAUGUCAACGCUUAAGCUGAUUGCGCCAUUUGAGAAAAAGGGCAUCCGCAAUCGAAUGGCCGAGGUUUUCAAAGAGGCGGGCGUUGAGUUUGAGCUUGCCUUCGAACUUGACGCGCUGCCGGCCAUGAAAGAUCUGGUCAGAGCAGGCGCGGGCACCGCCAUAUUGACCCGCUCAUCGGUGGUGCGUGAUGUGCAGCGUGGCAUUUUGAAAGCUCGCCAUAUAGAUUCUGAAGGGAUGAUGUUUGACGUGCACCUGGUCUACUCAAGGUCCUCCCAACAUAGCCGCGCUGCGCGCGCCGCCGGAGCGGUUAUCGAACAGUCUGCACCGGAGUUUUUCACUCAAUAG
Messenger RNA from Nerophis lumbriciformis (worm pipefish), 897 nucleotides. The record is from RefSeq and is a predicted model, not a curated record. NCBI's taxonomy places the organism in Eukaryota, Metazoa, Chordata, Actinopteri, Syngnathiformes, Syngnathidae.